UCAAAUCAAAAAGUGUUUUAAUUGGAUAUCAAUUAAAAAAACUCAUUUAAAAUCUCAACUCCUUACCCGCAGCUAUUCACAUAGGUAAUAGUUAUAACGUAUAGCUCAAAAUGAAUAAUCGAUGUCAAGAACUGCAGUCCAAACCCCAAUGGCUAUAAUUUAUUAUUAUGAUUAUUUUAUUAAUUCAGUUAUUAUCUAAUAACAUUCCAACUUGAAUAUAUAUUAUAUACAAUAACGUGGUGAUUAAUUUAUGUCAGACAUCAGCCAGUUUUCCUCGUGUUCCGAUUCGUCUCAAAGCAACAGGCGGCCGCCGAUCGAACUUCUUCGCAGCCGUGCCCGGAAAAUCGUCGGUGGUCAAAGACCGAGGUCGUCCGGAAGUAGAGAGGGGGAGCCCGAAGAUCGGCCGACGGGCGGACAUGGACCGGAUAUUCCGGGGUAUAAUGAAGUACCGGCGGACGAACAGAGCGAAGAUGGUCGAGCAGUUCGCCCAGGUGAAAAACCGGCCGGAGCCCAAAGCUUUGUUUUUCACUUGUAUGGACAGCCGUAUGCUGCCCGCCAGGUUCACCGAAUCCAACGUCGGCGACAUGUUCAUCGUCCGGAACGCCGGAAAUCUGAUCCCGCACUCGCAGCAUUUCCCGGACGAAUACGCUUCGUGCGAACCGGCCGCCUUGGAACUGGGGUGCGUGCACAACGACAUAAGGCACGUCAUCGUUUGCGGGCAUUCCGACUGCAAGGCGAUGAACCUGUUGCACCUGCUCCAGGACACGGAAUACGGAAGCACCGUCAACCGCCGGAAGUCGCCGCUCCGGGCGUGGCUCUGCUCGCACGCGAUGUCGUCCUUGGAAAAGUACCGACAGCUCGAGGCGGCCGGUUUCGGGGCGCCGCUCAUUUUCCAGGCCGAGACGCCCCUGCGCAGGAUAAGCGCCUACAUAGAUCCGGGGGACAAGCUUUCCGUCACCUACAAGUUGUCGCAGGUCAACACCCUGCAGCAAAUCCAAAACAUCGCCAGCUACGAUUUCCUCAAGAGGCGUCUAGAGGCGUACGAUCUGCACAUACACGCUCUUUGGUUCGACAUUUACACCGGCGACAUACACUACUUUAGCAGGCAGAGCAAACGGUUCGUAGACAUAAACGAAAACAACGUGGACAGACUGGUGGAAGAGGUGUCCAAGUACUAUAGCUAAGAGACAUUGCGAUUCUGCAGGUGACAUCCAUCCAUCCAUCCAUCCAUCCAUCCAUCCAUUAUACGUAUACACAGACGCACACGCUCACUAUCGCAAAGACUUAACUCGGUGUUUAAUAUUAAUUAUUGAGACUACCAAGGUAUAAAACGACUUGGUGUACCCAUACUAUGUCAUGUACAUCCCGACUAAACAAUAAUAAUUUCAUUACCGUAGGGACUUAAUUUAAAACUAAGACUUGUUUUUUAAUCAUUAGUAUUUUUUAUAACGUAUUUUAUUUUUGUAUAAUAUAUAAUAUAAGCUAACAAGUACAUAUUAUUAUUUUUCGCUGAUUAAAAGUCAUGCUUGUGAUAAACUACCUAUAAUGUUAGUGUAUCCUAAAUAUUAGUAUCUUGAAUAUUUAUGUGGAAUAAAAUUCACUAUAUUUUACGAUGAUAUACCAGUCUUCACUAUUAGAAAAACUUAAAAAUACCGUCGAGCAGAGUAGUUAGGUUGACUCAAAAAAAAAAUUAGAUUUCACCUUUGAAACACGGAACAAAAAGGUAAUUAAGAUAAAAUGACAAAUGCCCCAUCAAAAAAAAUAUAACAAACAUGAUUAACAUAAGCACCAGUAAUACCUAGAAAUGUUCACUAUAAACUAAUAAUAUACAACUCACGAUAAAUAAUAAAUGUUGGGUUUCCAGUUCAUAAAAAUCAAUAAUCAUAAUUUACUAUUAUGGCAUAACUACAACAUCCCUACAAGUAGUACAUUAUUACGUUAUUUUUAUCGUAUAAUGUGGUAAUUCAUUUGUGUUCGAUAGUGGUCGGUGUCUGUAAUUUUAUUUGUAUUCGUUACAACACAUAGAACGAACCACCCACCGACGAGAAAAAAUGGUCUGGGGACAUUUUAUAAUCUUAUAUAAGUUAUGAUUGUGAAAAAAAAGUAAGCCAGCACUCAAAGCAUUUCUUGUUAUAAUUAAUAUUAUUAUUAUUAUUGUUAUUAUUACUAUAGGCUUAUGUUCUUAUUAAUUAUUAUGUACACAUAUUUUUUCCAUUAGCCGAGUUUGUCAAUGGAUAUUUUCUCUAAUCACGUGACACUUCAUGUUAUUGUAAUAUUAUUAUUACUUUACAUUCAACAAUUUAGCUAUUGCAUUAUAUUUUAUUUAUUUAUUUUAACUAUAUACAUACAGACCAAAACCCGACUAGACAAGAAUAACGCAUAGUAUAUAUCAUUAGGAACUAACUGCGAUCACCCAUACUCAUUAGGCUGGUUACUUAAGACAAAAAAUAUAGAAUAUUGUGCUCGAACAACGGGGCGGGGGGAGGGGUCGUAUUGUGUAUGCGUGUUGAAACAAAAUAAAAAAAUGUGGAGAUUAAAACGUUCCGUUCGCUCGGAAUCUGAAAUACGAAAAAAAGGAAAAAUAAUUUUCGCGCCUAAAGACUCGGGCAGGUACGUUGUAUGAAUCAAAGUUGUAUGUAUAAGUAGCCUGAUUUAAGAACAAAAAGGAAAAUUUACCAGAAAUCGAAUAAUAAUCACUAGCAUUGUGUGCAUGAAACGAGCAUAAUGGCGUACGUAUCAUAUAAUAUGUUAUGGCAGAGCGAGUUGCACGUAAUAAGUAAGCAUUAAAUAUUAUGAUUACACGAUUUUUAUUUUAUUUUUCUCGUUCGGUUUAAAUGAACACACAAUUUACGGAUGCACACACACACACACACACACACACACA
This is a messenger RNA of Myzus persicae (green peach aphid), 2884 nucleotides long. Its product is annotated as beta carbonic anhydrase 1-like. The record is from RefSeq and is a predicted model, not a curated record. The coding region runs from base 417 to 1184 and encodes 255 amino acids. Lineage: Eukaryota; Metazoa; Arthropoda; Insecta; Hemiptera; Aphididae. Gene Ontology annotation, molecular function: carbonate dehydratase activity; zinc ion binding. The transcript has a single exon.